Messenger RNA from Oryza sativa Japonica Group (Japanese rice), 2659 nucleotides. Its product is annotated as cysteine-rich receptor-like protein kinase 6. Gene Ontology annotation, biological process: protein phosphorylation. NCBI's taxonomy places the organism in Eukaryota, Viridiplantae, Streptophyta, Magnoliopsida, Poales, Poaceae. Gene Ontology annotation, molecular function: ATP binding; protein serine/threonine kinase activity. Gene Ontology annotation, cellular component: plasma membrane. The record is from RefSeq and is a predicted model, not a curated record.
GUUGGGGUUUAGUGUCAGUUGUUAGGGAUAGGUUUGUGUGACCUCGACUGUAGUUCCUUUGGUGGUCUAGCGACGGCCGGUUCGGUGCUAGUUUUAUCCUGGGUUUGUGUUUGGUGCUGUUCUUGCGUGGGAGGUGGAAAAUCUUUGUUUUUUUCCUGGUUACGAUCUCCCAAGGUUGUAAUAUUAUAAUUUUUCCUGCUCUAUCAAUAUGAGCUUCGCACUUUCUGGUGUGAGUCGUUAAAUAAAAAGGCUAGCUUUCCUCUAGCAGUUUUUUUUUUAAGUUCCAAACACGUAGCCUAGCCAGGCAAGAGCUGAGGAUCCAAACAUGCUUUGCUCUCACCUUGUCACUCCCUCCGAUGUACUCCUACUAGAAUAGGUAGCCACUCGCGUGUUAGCUCGACGCACAAUGUUGAGCUGUAGUGGCAACAUGCUGCGCGCCGUCCAUGUCCUCGCCAUCGCCGCCGCCGUGCUGACCCUCGCGCCCCUCGCCGCCUCGUACCCAUGGCAGGCCUGCAACGGGAGCAGCAACUACACGGCGAACAGCGCGUUCCAGCGAAACCUCGGCGUCCUGGCCGCCGCCCUGCCCGGCAACGCCUCCACCUCGCCGGACCUCCUCGCCAACGCCACCGUCGGCGGCGCGCCCGACACGGUCUACGCCCUCGCGUUCUGCCCGCCGAUCGACAACCAGAACGCCUCCGGCUGCCGCGCCUGCGUCGCCAGCGCCUUCGCGGACGCGCGGAGCCUGUGCCCGAACAACAGGGGCGCACACAUCAUCUACGACGGCUGCGUCCUCACCUUCUCCGGCCGGGACUUCCUCGGCGCCGCCACCAACCCGGCGGACAUGGAGAGGAAGCUCCGGAACACCGAGAACGUCACCGUCUCCGACGUCGGCGAGUUCAACGGGGCCAUCUACGAGGUCCUCAACGCCACGGCGGACUACACCGCCGCCGCGGCGAGGAGGUUCGGCACCGGCGAGAUCAGCUUCGACCCGACCUACCCGGUCAUCUACAGCAUGGCGUGGUGCACGCCGGACAUGGCGCCGGGGCGCUGCCGGGCGUGCCUGGCGGACACCAUCGCCCAGAUGCACGCCUACUUCAACCCGAACGCGCAGGGCGCCAGGCUCGUCGGCGUGCGGUGCGCCGCGCGGUACGAGAUUUACCCGUUCUACACCGGCCGCGGCAUGGUGCAGGUGCCGGUGAGCCGGCCGCCGGCGGUGCCGGGAACUCCCGGGAAAAAGAGUAAAACUGGUAAGAUUCUUGCAAUUGUACUACCGAUAGUGGCAGCUCUACUUGCUAGCGCUAUGAUCUGCUUUUGUUGCUGGAGGAGGAGAACAAAAGCUACUAAGCUGUCACUAUCAUAUUCUUCUCGUUCUGAGGACAUUCAAAACAUCGAAUCUCUUAUUAUGGAUCUACCGACACUACGGAUUGCCACAGAUAACUUUGCUGAAAACAACAAACUAGGUGAAGGAGGAUUUGGUGAAGUUUACAAGGGAUCCUUUCCCGGUGGCCAAACCAUAGCUGUGAAAAGGCUCUCUCAGAGUUCUGGACAAGGCAUAGGAGAGCUUAAAAAUGAACUGGUUUUAAUUGCCAAGCUCCAGCACAAGAAUCUCGUGAGGCUCGUUGGAGUUUGUUUGGAACAAGAAGAGAAGCUACUUGUCUAUGAAUACAUGCCUAACAAAAGUCUAGACACAUUUCUUUUUGACCCUGAGAAACGCAAACAAAUCGAUUGGGCAAAGAGGUUCAUGAUAAUAAAAGGAAUCACUGGAGGAUUGCAAUAUCUGCAUGAAGAUUCUCAAUUGAAGAUAAUUCACCGUGAUCUAAAAGCAAGCAACGUUCUACUGGACGCAAAUAUGAACCCUAAGAUUUCAGACUUUGGCUUGGCAAGGCUUUUUGGAGAUGAUCAGUCACAAGAAACAACUAACCGCGUUGUUGGAACUUAUGGAUACAUGGCACCAGAAUACGCUUUACGUGGGCAAUAUUCAAUAAAGUCUGACGUAUACAGCUUCGGUGUGUUGCUUUUGGAGAUCAUCACAGGAAGAAAAAACAGUGACUCCUACAACUCUGAACAAGCUGUUGAUCUUCUGAGCCUCGUAUGGGAACAUUGGGCAAUGAAAACUAUCACGGAGAUGGUUGACCCAUAUUUGAGGAGUGAUUCUUCCUCUCUAGAUGAGAUUUUGAGGUGCAUUCAUGUUGGACUUGUAUGUGUCCAAGAGGACCCUAUGGAUAGGCCAACUCUGUCAAUGAUCAAUAUCAUGCUUGACGGCAAUACAGUUUCAGCUAAAGCUCCAUCGAGACCUGCAUUUUUCACAGAAAUGUUGGGCAAUAUUAAUAUUGGUUCAAGCAUGUAUUCCCAACCAUACCCUGUAACCGACUCCACGGCCAAGCACUCGACGGCCAUGUCACUAAAUGAUGUGACAGUAACAGAGCCUGAACCAAGAUAAGUCAUAUGCAUUCCUUGUUUGUAUGAAUAUGUUGAUGCACGAGGAAAUAACUAUGUGAUCUGUAAUUCGAGUUAGAUGACUCCAUGGUUGUGUAUUUAUUGUAUUUUCAGGACAUAUGUAGUACUUAAUUGUAAGACAAACUACUUGUCUUGAGAGAUAAUAUCUGUAUUAUAUUAUGAAGACGUAUAAAAGAAACUCACAGAGGACCGACUUGUCUGA